Messenger RNA from Leguminivora glycinivorella, 2154 nucleotides. RefSeq lists its product as uncharacterized. The transcript has 5 exons. NCBI's taxonomy places the organism in Eukaryota, Metazoa, Arthropoda, Insecta, Lepidoptera, Tortricidae. Bases 198 to 863 code for a protein of 221 amino acids. The record is from RefSeq and is a predicted model, not a curated record.
CGCGCGCCGCGUCUAUUUGCCGCAUCGCCGCUGCGUAACCACAACUCUUGUAAACGCGAUCUCACGCGAACAAAAUUGUGAAAGUGUUGCAUAUAAAACGCGAUUUCUCGACAGCGAGAGUACCGCGCCCAAGGCAUUUUAAACAAAUCGUGUUGGUGGGAGUGUGAAUUGAAAUUGUGAACUUGGUAGAGGGUUCAAUGGAAGCGAGGUUCGUGACCUGCCGGAGCUUCCAGCAGAUCAAGCCGCCCGAGAAGAGCCUAGCGCCGCCGCCGACGGUGAAGGGGCUGCUGUCUCGUUUCGGAAGCCAGGCACAAGCUCUCUUCGCGCCGAAGAAACCCCGCUUCGGAUCUUCGGUAGCGAUCCACAAGCUCCGCGAGACCAAGUGGUUCAAACAUGAGGAGCAGAACAUCUUGUGUGCAGUUCUGGAGACCGGAUUCAUCCUCGAAGUCCGAGCGGAGGACCCGCUGCCGCCAGACUCCUGUCUUUCUCCCGACUACCAUAUGUACGCCAUCGCCAUGUGGAAGAAGGGUAAAGAAAAAACAAAAAACCCGGAACAGAUAGAGGUGUUCACGGUCCAACAGAAAGGUGUAAGAAAACGUGUCGUGAAGACAACCCUGGGUGCAUUCUGGAAGAAGGACUCAGUGAUCCGCAUCAACAAUGUGGAUGACAAACAGGAAUCGCCGAAUAGCGAAAAGGACAUUCGAGCAAAGCUGGACAUGGCUACUAAAUCCAGGUUCGAGAGGAACUGGCAUAAUACUCUGCACUUCGUCCACUGGUGCCGGUACGGAGAGACACCUCAAGAAGCUCGCAUGAGACAGAUCAGCUUAACGACGUCGAAAACACCCAUGAUUAUCAUCUUUUGAUGGUAAUCGUUGAGGCGCUUUGGACUCUCAGCUGGCAACCUUAAGACACCGAUAAGCGAGUCGCUCAAAUGGGGUAACAUCGGAAUGAACAUGGGCGUUAUGCUCGUCAGCCAAAACAACGCGCGGGCCAAGGCGAAGUCGGUCUGAGUGCCGGCCGCCAGCGACACCGCUGGCAACACCUGUUUCUGCUUCUGGCCGCCGAGAAACAUUGACCAUGUUUAAUUUUGGAACGCAUUCGGUUCCGUUUUCGGAUUUUAUGUUUUUAAAACAGUGUCUGAAAUUGGAACGGAGCGUCGGAGCUCUGAUUGGUUCCUCAUUUUGAUGUUUUCAACGGCGGGUAACAUCGUCUGUGUUUAAAAUCGGAACGCAGCAAAAGGAUUCUCGAUUCGUUUAGUUCCUUUUUUGAAUUGUACAGCUUUAGUUUUCAAGCUCUUAGUGCAGUGCCUUUUUUUAUCAAAAAGGUUUUUAACUGCUGGAAUUUGAAAACAUCGACGAUGUUUGAAAGUUUCGAGCUCUCAAUUUUCUUUGUUUAUAUUUCAAACUUUUUAUCAGCCAGUAUCUGGUAACAUUGGUGGAGUUUAAAUUUGGAAUAAGUUCUUCAGCGAGUUCCUAUUUUGGGCUUUUAAUGUUUAUUUUUACCAACUGCCAGUGUUUUGGUUACUUGACGCUUUUGGAACGCGUCUUCGGAACUAUUCAGUUCCUUUUAUGAAUUUUAACGUUUUUUUCUUGACUGCCAGUAUAUUGCUCCAAGGAUUGGAAGCUUUAAUUUAUUGUAAUUUUGCGUCAAAACGUUUCAGACAUUCCUGAGCUAAGACAGACCCGUGAUUAACUGUUGACAUAUUUUCUAACCUAUAUAUACCUGUUUAAUUAUGUCUAUAGUAAUAGGCUAUAAUUUAUAGAGAUAUCUUGUUGGUCUGGGAGGAUACCCUAGUCUUAUGUCUUGAGUAUAUGUAAACGUUCAUUUUUGAUCGAAAAAAGACUGUUCUGUUUUUUGUAAGAAAAUUAUAAAACCGACUAUGAAAGUUUGAAUAUUUAACUGCUGUUUUUUUGAAAUCUCUAAUCAAUAUACAUAUAUAUUCGUUUAUAGACUUGUGUAGACUGUUCAUACUUGUUAAACUCAUAAUUAUAUCUUCUAUUCAUAGUCGGGUAAAGUAACGAGAGUAUUUUGGCGAAGUAUGAGAGUAUUUAUAUUUAUUUAUACCUGCAUACUAGGCCUAAUGUUUUUAAGAGUAUUGUAAUUUAAAUGUCCUAUUUAUAAUGAAGCAUUUUUAUAAAUAAAUAAGUACAAGAU